Molecule: messenger RNA, 2145 nt
Organism: Cannabis sativa
Lineage: Eukaryota; Viridiplantae; Streptophyta; Magnoliopsida; Rosales; Cannabaceae
Exons: 2
Coding region: 1-2145 (714 amino acids)
Source: RefSeq, a predicted model, not a curated record
AUGAGGAAAAGAAAACUUGAGAACAGAAUUACUACCUUCUCUAUUGGCAGCCAUGUUGAAGAUGAUUGUGGGAAGGUGGUAAAUCAUUUUCUUAAUCACUUUAAGAGAUUUAUGGGCAGCAGGAGCUCAGUCAUAGAUGAGAUUGAUUUGGACUGCAUUCAAUAUGGUAACUUACUGAAUUUGGAGCAGCAAGUUAAUCUCAUCAGACCUUUCACUAGAAAAGAUGUUAAAAAGGCUUUGUUCAGCAUACAUUCUACUAAAAGCCCCGGGUUAGAUGGUUAUGGGUCAGGCUUCUUCAAGGCCCUUUGGAAUCAAAUUGGAGGGGAAGUCUCGUCUGCUAUUUUGGGUUUUUUUAGAAUGGGAAGUUACCUCCCUUCCUUAAUGAAACAACUUUCUGAUGUGCUUCCGAUGCUUGUUCACAGCAACCAAGGAGCCUUUGUUAAAAACAAACUUCUUGCUCACAAUGUUCUUAUCUUUCAGGACCUCUUGCAGGGUUAUAACAGGAAGAACAUUUCAGCAAGAUGUAUCAUGAAAAUCGACUUAAGCAAAGCCUAUGAUACUGUUGACUGGAACUUCUUGGAGAACUUACUUAAACAGUUGUGCUUCCCUUCAAUAUUUAUCCAUUGGGUAAUGGUCUGUCUAAGGGGUACUAAGUACAAUCUCUUGACGAAUGGUAGAAUCCAAGGCUCUUUCAAGGGGGAAAAGGGUCUCCGACAAGGAGAUCUUAUUUCUCCUCUAUUGUUUGUUCUGAUCAUGGAUUAUCUAACAAGGUUGUUGGCUCAAUAUUCAAAGAACAAGGGCUUUAGUUUCCAUCCUCAUUGUAAGCAACUGGGUCUUAUCAACUUGUGUUUCGCUAAUGAUCUUCUGACUUUUUGCAAGGGAAACAUUAGCUCGGUUAAGGGAGUGCAAGAGGCGUUCAUUAAGUUUUCUGACUCCUCUAGUCUCUCCAUUAACAAUACCAAAUCGCACAUCUAUUUUGGAGGAGUGAAGGAAGAGUCCAAGAUCCAAAUUCUGAAGUUAGUUCAAAUGCAAGAGGGUUCUUUUCCUUUGAAAUAUCUAGGGGUUCAUCUUAGACCUACUAGAUGCAAAGCUUCUGAUUGUGGGGUUAUUUUGGAUAGCCUAAACAGAAAAUUGAAUGGCUUGGCGAGUAGGAAUCUUUCUUUUGUAGGGAGAGCUCAACUAAUCCAUUCUUUCCUUCUUGGCAUUAGAAACUUUUGGAUGAGCUUAUUCAUAUUACCUAAGAAAGUCACUUUGGCUAUAAACAAAUGUUGCCGUGAUUUCCUUUGGGGUGUCAAAGGUAAUAAGAGUAAGCUUCAUCUUCCCUCUUGGGAAAAGACUUGUCUUCCUAAGAAAUUAGGGGGAAUUGGUUUUUAUGAAGGAAAGAAAUGGAACAUGGCCAUGAUGGCCAAAUUUAUUUGGGCUAUCUCUUGGAAAAAAGAUUGCCUAUGGGUUAGAUGGGUGAGUACCAUUUACCUCAAAAAAUUCAGCAUCUGGAAUGUCCCUAAAAAUCAAAAUAUGAGCUGGUAUUUCAAAAAGAUUUUGAAAAUAAGGGAUCACACUAGAGAAGUUGAAUUGUUGAAUUGUGUUAAGCAUGAGAAGUUUCGGGCAAAACUUUUCUAUGCUUCUCUUGUUGAUAAUCAGGAAGUUUGGUAUGCUAAGGCGAUUUGGGACAGACUUAUCAUUCCAAAGCACAGGUUUAUCUAUUGGCAAGCCUGUAAUUUGCAACUUCUAACCGGGGACAAUUUGGAGAGUAUCUUUCCUAUUCAAUCCAACCUCUGUCCGGUUUGUGAUCAGGAAAAGGAGACCCAUAACCAUCUUUUUAUGGACUGCCACUUCACAAAAUUGGUGCUGCAAGAUGUUAGCAAAUGGUUUGGGGCUUUCAAUUGGCCAAGGAACAUCAUUGAGCUCCAAGACUGGGUUCAAAAUGCUGCCUUUGACUUAAAAUUUCAAAUUUAUAAUGCUAUCUUGGCUGGGAUUCUGUAUUGGAUUUGGAAAAAUAGCAAUAGCUGUGUGUUCAACUUGUUGUGUUACUCUUCUACUUUUAUAAGUAGAGAUGUUAAAAGAUUUGUGAAGUAUAGGGUGUUAGGCUUUGCUUGUAAACAUACUAAUACAAAUGAUAGAAUCAUGGAUGUAAUUAGUAGCUAG